UACUUCUGAAUAAAUGUGUUUGACUUUUUUUAUUUUAGCCAUUUAAUAUAUUUAUAAGUUAGAGGAGAGUAUUGUAAGAUAUAAGAAAAUGUCCAAUCCGUUUGGCGAACCAGAUGAUGACGAAUCUUGUGAGAUUUUGGAAGGUUUUCUCUGUCCAAUAUGUAGAGAAGAUCUCAAAUCAGCUGAAUUCUUAACUGUGCAUUUCGAAAGGUCUCAUGCAGAACAGCAGGAUGCUCUUAAAUCAGUUUUUAAAGAUAUAAUAUCAAAAGCUAAGAAUAAAAUCCUUAAUUUAGACGAAACAUUUGACCUCUCCAGAAGCUUCGAUAAAAAUGCGACUAUUAGCGGAGCCGCUAGCAGUGGAGGAACAUCAGGUAAUUUGACGACAAAUGCCACUUCGGGAGCGGAUAAUAAUGGUUUAAAAAUGAGUAAUGCACGAACACGUAUGAAUGUCUUCAAUUUUAUGGAUCGUCAAGAAGUUGGCGCCGAGUAUAAUCAUUUGGAGUAUUUUCAAUCGAUAAGAAACCCCCGACUGGAGCGAUAUGCAAGUGAAACGAAUAAAUUGAUUAUUCGGCUGCAUAAAUUAUUAACCAAUUUACCAAUGGAUCCCGUACUGCGAAAACAACAUGAACGCAAUAUUGUUACAUGGUUGGAUGGAAGCUCAGUGAAAUUAUGCCCCAGUUGCGCUAAAAACUUUCACAUUGCUCGCCGUCAACAUCACUGCCGUUUGUGUGGAAGUAUUAUGUGCAACGAUUGUUCAAAGUUCCUUCCAAUUGAAACUGCAUUACAACUUGCCAGUUUGGCUACUUCACAAAGCGAAGCUAUCAUGCAAAAUUCUUCCGAUGCGAAUAAAUCAAAUCCACAGCACCAUGGUAUCCGUUCCUGUGAUCAUUGUUUGUGGCUUUUAGAAACACGGCAAGAAAUGCAUGAGAGUCGAACAUACCGUCCGCUUAUUUCACAAAUUUAUGCAGAUAUACAAAAACUUCGCAAAGAUGUAUUACCCGAUAUAGAAAUGUAUUUAAAGAUUGUUGGUAGUCUUUAUGAUGGAGAGUCAAUUUUCACCAUUGCCGACGCAAGUGCGUUAAGGGGAAAAAUUGGUCAUGUGGCUGAAGCUAUUGAUUUGCGGAGUAAACGUAUAUUAGCUAUACCUUGUCAAGAAGGUAGUCGAGAAGGGGCCCUAAAAAAAGCCAUACGUUUAUCAUGCAGCCAACUAAUCAAAGACAAAAUUCUGUCAAUACCACCCCUACCUGAGGAAGAAGAUAUACGAAAAAUUCAGGACCGUAAACGAAUGGAGGCAGAACAACGUAUUGAAACCGAACGCCGUCAAGCAAUGGAAGCAUAUGAACGACAAGCAUUAGCAAAUAGCGCUAGUGGCGGUCAAACCAGAGUAAAUAAUGAGAACGAUUAUGCGUACGGGUCUGACUUGCGAUCUUUAGAUAAUUGGUCGGCGCAACCAGUAAAUAUAUCACAAAGUGAAGAUCCACUUAUUGAGCAAAUAAAUAUUAUUAAGGGCUACAUAAAACAAGCUCGACAAGAAAUGAAUUUCGAAGUAGUGGAGACAUUAGAACUUAAUUUACGAGAACUGCAAAGGGAAUUCUACGAAAGGCAAAGAGCUUCUAGAGAACUGAAUCAAAACGCGGGAAGAAAUAAACAAGCAACAUAGAGGAGAACCUACAAAACAAAUAUUGUAUACAUUAAAAUAGGGAAAAUUGUAAGUGAACAUUGUUUGAGUAAUAAGUGUCCAAACUUGGCUUAAAACAAACUUAUAAUUAGCUAUACCUUAAAUUUUAGCAAAUAAGAAAACGAGUCAUGGCAUUAUACAUUUCUCAAUGUUUUCUUAAUUAUAUGACAAAGAAUGUUCACCCUAAUUGAUAUUUUUACACUAAAAGUGUAAUAUAUUAUAUAUACUCCACAUGAGCAUUGCGUGUCAAUUAAAGUGGAAUUUUCAUCAAUUCAAUGAGAUAGUUAUUCAUAAAAUGAAAAUAUAUUCCUACAUUCCGCGUCCAACAA
Messenger RNA from Bactrocera latifrons, 2007 nucleotides. RefSeq names its product rabenosyn-5 (gene Rbsn-5). The coding region runs from base 89 to 1660 and encodes 523 amino acids. NCBI's taxonomy places the organism in Eukaryota, Metazoa, Arthropoda, Insecta, Diptera, Tephritidae. The transcript has 4 exons. Gene Ontology annotation, molecular function: metal ion binding. The record is from RefSeq and is a predicted model, not a curated record.